Aplosporella prunicola CBS 121167 is the source of this 1912-nucleotide messenger RNA. RefSeq lists its product as uncharacterized. Gene Ontology annotation, biological process: lipid metabolic process. Gene Ontology annotation, molecular function: triacylglycerol lipase activity. NCBI's taxonomy places the organism in Eukaryota, Fungi, Ascomycota, Dothideomycetes, Botryosphaeriales, Aplosporellaceae. The transcript is spliced from 4 exons. The record is from RefSeq and is a predicted model, not a curated record. Bases 127 to 1911 code for a protein of 594 amino acids.
CCUCGGACUAUCCCUCGACAGCCACGCACACCGGGCGGCGACAGUUUCAGCCGUGGGAGCCCGAUACAGCCUGGUCUGAGACACUCUCGUACCAAUCGAAGAUGCGCUAAACGCGGAGUGGAGGACAUGUUGCAGCGACACCCUCUCUUCCGCAUCCUCAAAGCCAUCUUCAAGCUCUUUGUCGAAGUGGCCUUUUUCUGGCAGUUGCGCUUGUAUGCGUGGUGGAAGAGGAAGUCGCCACGGGAUGCCCUCCUCGAGACGCUGACCGACGCGCGCCUCUUUGAGGAGUGGGAGGCAUCGGCAUUCCAGCUGGACGAAGUGCUCGGAUACGAUCUUUGGCGCCAGAACCCCACGAGCAAGUACUACGACUACCGGCUCAUCUACGAGCGGCUCCAGGCCAUCAUCGAGGCGCGCGAGGACGAUGAUAUCCUAGGCCUAGUCAACCUGCUGCGGUCGGGCCUCGUACGGAACUUGGGCAAUAUCACUGCGCCCCGCCUCUUCAAUCGCGCUUAUGCGGGCACGAAACUCCUCAUCGAGGACUACAUUACGCAGGUGGCUCUCGCUAUCGAAUAUGUCACGACGUACCCCACCACGCCCGGGGGCAAUUCCUCCCUGACGAACCAGGCGAAGCUGGACGUGCUUCAUGAUACGCGGCAGGCGUUUGGGAGAUCGGCCCUCGUGCUGCAGGGCGGAGCCAUUUUUGGCCUCUGCCAUCUGGGCGUCGUGAAGGCGCUGCAUCUCCGCGGACUGCUACCGCGCAUCAUCGCGGGAACGGCGACAGGCGCGCUGAUUGCAGCGUUGGUGGGCGUGCACACCGAGGACGAGCUCUUGAACUUUUUGACGGGCGAGGGCAUCGAUCUCACUGCGUUUGCCAAACAUGCCAGAAACGCCGAGAGCGAGAAGCUCAAGAACGGCCACCUCGACCCGCCCACUGGGUUUUGGUUGACGACGCUUCUGCGCCGGCUCGGCCGCUUUAUCCAGAAGGGUUAUCUGCUGGACGUGGGCGUGCUGGAGGAAUGCGUGCGCGCCAACGUUGGCGACCUCACGUUCGAGGAGGCGUAUGCCAAAACCAAACGGGUGCUGAACAUCACCGUCGCGAGCACUGGCGGCGGCGUACCUAACCUGCUCAAUUACCUCACAGCUCCCAACGUGCUCAUCUGGUCCGCGGCUCUGGCAUCCAACACCUCCACCACGGCGCUCUACCACCCCGUAACCCUGAUGUGCAAAUCCUCCUCCGGGACCAUCGAGCCCUGGGCGUCAGCCGAAGAAGCGACCUUCCGACCAUGGACGCACGCCGCGUACUCGGACCGCGAAAGCCCACUCAACCGCAUCGCCGAGCUCUUCAACGUGAACCACUUCAUCGUAUCGCAAGCACGACCAUACCUGGCACCGUUCCUGCGCUCCGACCUGCACCACCACAACCCACGCCAAGACGGCAAAUGGCGGUUCAGCAUGCCGAUCCUGCGCCUCGCCGUCAUGGAAGUGCAGCACCGGCUCGCGCAGCUCGACAGCAUGGGCUGCCUGCCGCCGAGCAUCCGGCGCUUCCUGCUCGACGAGAACAUUGGCCAGGGCGUCAGCUUGACGCUGGUGCCCGAGCUCAGCGCGCGCGAUUUCGUCCGCUUGCUCGAGAACCCCACGAGACAGAGCAUCGAGGCGUGGAUCCUGCGCGGCGAGCGCAGCGUUUGGCCUGCUGUGGGCGCGUUGAAGGUCCGCUGCGCGAUUGAGGUCGAGCUCGAUCGCGGGUACCAGCUUGUGCGCAGGAGGAAGCCGUUUGAUCCUGUGCUCGAGGGUGGGGGUGAUGCUGGUGGUGGUGGUGACAGCGGCGUGGGCGAGAAGAGGGGCUGGGUUGUGGCUAACGGCGUGGAUAUGAGCAAGCGGGUGCGGGCGUCGAGUUUUGGCGGGGAUGGAUAGG